AGGUAACAAAGACCAGCCUUGAUUCAACGACUCAACAACUUGAAGCUACUCGUGAUAAACUUUCACAACUUGAAAAAAGUGUGGACAGAUCAAAUAGUUUCACUUUAAAUCCAUUCUUGCAUGCAGGAAAGAAAAGUAACAGUGCAAACCGUGCACUGGAUGAAAGAAUGGAAUUGGUUGAGCUUCGAACAUUAGCAGAUUCUCGAUUAAGAGAGUGCAACGAAUCUCAGUAUGAGAAGGCAGAAUUGAAGAAAAAAAUUUAUGAUCUUCAAGAAAAG
Racocetra fulgida is the source of this 278-nucleotide messenger RNA. The record is from the annotation of a GenBank genome assembly. Lineage: Eukaryota; Fungi; Glomeromycota; Glomeromycetes; Diversisporales; Gigasporaceae.